Molecule: messenger RNA, 428 nt
Organism: Drosophila sulfurigaster albostrigata
Lineage: Eukaryota; Metazoa; Arthropoda; Insecta; Diptera; Drosophilidae
Exons: 1
Coding region: 108-233 (41 amino acids)
Source: RefSeq, a predicted model, not a curated record
AUCAAGCUGUUAGUUAUAUAACAAACAAUGCUGUGUGUUUUCCAUUUGAGUUUCGUUUUGUUAUUUUAGAUCUUCACUCGAAAAUUUGUUCGUAUAACUGUUAUAGCAUGUCUGAUGACUUUUUGACAUUCUUAAAAUUCAGCAUGCAUUGCUUUAAGUACAUCUACAUUUACUUUGUGUGUGUGAACAUCUUGGAGAGUCUAAUUCAAGGCCAUGAAAGCAGCUCCAACUGAACUGAAGAAGAACUACAGAAAUAUGGCCUCAAUUGGAUUUUAAGAUGUCAAAAUGAUCGGGACUAAUGCUGGCCUUAAACAUUGAUCCAAAAUGUGAGAUGCUGGCUGGUGAAAAACUUUAACUUUUCAAUUGAAUCUCAAUCACAUUUUGGAACAAUUUUGGUUGCAGUCGAAUUAUAGUUUAACACAGUGUAA